UUGGUCAUUUCCUUUCUUCAACACACACACACAUUCUCACACCACAUUUAACAAGGAACUAUCACUUGUUUCCCCUUUUCUGGAAACAAACACCAUUCACCCUUUUACCCUGCAGUCUAGGAAUCUUCAUUCCAUUCCAUUUCCACCAAUUACUAGGAUUCCUUCAUUCAUUCAUUCCAUCUCAAAAACAAAAACAAAAACAAAAACUCCAUUCCAUAUUUAACAACUUCAACACACAACAACCUCAACUAAACUAAAACUAAAACUAAAACUAAACUAAAACACUCAGUUUAUUAGUUUAGUUCCCUUGAAUUCUGAUCCUCAACAUACAUACACAUGUCACUGCACAUCACUGCACAUCUCACGUUUCCAUAUUUAAUCUCUUUCUCUGCAUCAUUAUCUACCUAUUAAUAUUUGUCCUUUUUUGUUUUCUAAUAUAUUAAAAAACAAAACCCUAGUACUUCCCCUUAACUUCAUAUUCAGAUCCAAACCUACAAGUCUUUUUAAAUAAUUAAAAAGAAAAAUAACAACAAAAAUAGAAAGAUCUUGUUCUUGUUCUUGUUCUCUCCAUGGAUUUGGUUUCAACAACAAACACAAGCUUAGAGAGUCCAACAAGUGGAUCUUCAAUAACAAACAAUGGAAGUGCAAGUGGAAGUGGAAGUGGAAGUGGAAGUGGGAGUGGUAGUGGAAGUUUAACACCAUCUUCAAGCCGUUAUGAAAACCAAAAGAGAAGAGAUUGGAACACAUUUUGUCAGUAUUUAAGAAACCAUCGUCCACCACUAUCAUUAGCACUAUGUAGUGGUUCUCAUGUUCUUGAGUUUCUUAACUACUUAGAUCAAUUUGGGAAAACUAAAGUUCAUAACCAUCCUUGUCCUUUUUUUGGUAUUCCUAAUCCACCUGCUCCUUGUCCUUGUCCUCUUAGACAAGCUUGGGGUAGUCUCGACGCUCUCAUCGGUCGUCUUCGUGCUGCUUACGAAGAGAACGGUGGGAGGCCUGAGACUAACCCUUUUGGUUCUCGUUGUGUUAGGAUUUAUUUAAGAGAUGUUCGUGAUUAUCAAGCUAAAGCUAGAGGUGUUAGCUAUGAAAAGAAAAGAAAGAGGCCUAAGCCUAAGGUAACUGCACCCACUACUGAUGGUUAACAGGUUUUCUGUGUCUAAGAGGUAUUCUAUGCUGAUAAUCAAGAUUAUUGUUGAGAUGGGUUUGGAAUCAAUUUUCUCGAGUACUUAUUGAGUUAAGGUGAAGUAGAUCCAUGGUGGAAAUUGUUGAGCUAGCUGAAGUAUGUACCUAGUAGUACUAGCUACGGACAAUUAUGCUUUCAGAUUCAUGUAAUGAAUAACUACUACUACCACUACCAGUAGAAGAAGAAAAUGUUAUGAUUUAAUUCUGGUACAAUUUACUGAAUCAAUCUUUGUACGAACAUCUAAUGUAUUUGUGAAGCAUGCACUUUUAUUUUAUUCUCAUCUAGGAGAUUAUAAUAUGUUGAAGUUGAAAAUUAUUAAACUUUUCGUGGGAUUAUGAUCAUUAAUACAAUUGGGUGUGGUUGGUCAAGA
Molecule: messenger RNA, 1550 nt
Organism: Trifolium pratense (red clover)
Lineage: Eukaryota; Viridiplantae; Streptophyta; Magnoliopsida; Fabales; Fabaceae
Product: protein LIGHT-DEPENDENT SHORT HYPOCOTYLS 4-like
Exons: 2
Coding region: 570-1139 (189 amino acids)
Biological process (GO): mRNA transcription; response to light stimulus
Cellular component (GO): nucleus
Source: RefSeq, a predicted model, not a curated record